Molecule: messenger RNA, 1578 nt
Organism: Ostrea edulis (European flat oyster)
Lineage: Eukaryota; Metazoa; Mollusca; Bivalvia; Ostreida; Ostreidae
Product: ubiquinone biosynthesis monooxygenase COQ6, mitochondrial-like
Exons: 11
Coding region: 55-1470 (471 amino acids)
Biological process (GO): ubiquinone biosynthetic process
Cellular component (GO): mitochondrion
Molecular function (GO): 2-octaprenyl-6-methoxyphenol hydroxylase activity; oxidoreductase activity, acting on paired donors, with incorporation or reduction of molecular oxygen, NAD(P)H as one donor, and incorporation of one atom of oxygen; FAD binding
Source: RefSeq, a predicted model, not a curated record
CAGGUUCGUGCAGACUAAAGGGUGACAACUCUAAAAUUUUGACAGACGCACAAAAUGGCAUGCAAUAUCCUUAGACAUUGCAAGUUAUGUAAUUUAACAGCUAGGAUUGUGAAUACAGUUGCUUCAAGAAAUUUACAUUCUUCUAGCAAUGAAAAGGCAGACAUCGUCAUAUCUGGAGGAGGAAUGGUUGGCACUGCAAUGGCAUGUGCGCUAGGACAUGUUGAUGACCUACAAGACAAGAGAAUUAUACUUCUAGAAUCAGCACCUGAAAAGAAGAAUUUUCACUUGAGUGAAAGAUAUAGUAACAGGACCUGUGCUAUUAGUCCUGCAACAGUCAGUCUGUUUCAGAGUAUAGGGGCAUGGGAUGAAAUCUUACAGAUGAGAUGUCAGCCUGUCAAGAGUAUGCAGGUCUGGGAGUCCUGCUCUGAUUCUUUAAUCACUUUUAAUGAUGAAGAACUGAUGAAUGAUCUUGCCUACAUUGUGGAGAAUGAUGUGAUCCUGGAGGCCCUCAGACAACGGCUUUCAGCUCUCUCAGACAGAGUGGAAGUUCAAUAUCAAACAGCAGCUAAAUCCUACGUUAUACCAGGAUCUACACCUGGUCAUGACGGUGUGGACCAAAACACCUGGGUUACUAUAGAAACAGACAAAGGACAAAGCAUUCAGACAAAGUUAAUGAUUGGAGCAGAUGGCAUGAACUCUGCAGUCAGAAAAGCUGGAAAAUUCCAUGUAUUCCAAAAGGACUACAAACAGCAGGCUGUGGUAGCUACCCUAGAGGUCUCGGGGACCUCAGACAACAGUGUUGCUUGGCAGAGGUUUCUUCCAACAGGUCCAAUAGCAAUGCUACCAUUAUCCAAUCAGUACAGCUGUCUUAUUUGGACAACAACUCCAGGAAAAGCCAAGUAUCUAAAAGACUUGGCAGAUGACAGUUUUGUUGAUGAAGUCAAUGAUGCAUUUUGGCAUGAACGAGAUAAGAACUCCACUGUGAUGUCACUAUCACACAAAUACCAAGAAAUUUUAAACUUUGUUUUUACUGAUAACCAGGAGGUACGGCAGCUACCUCCCACAGUAAUAGGCGUGAAUCCUGGAAGUCGUGCAUCCUUUCCUCUGUCACUAGUCCAUGCCUCAAACUACAUAAAACCACGUGUUGCUCUCAUUGGAGAUGCUGCACAUAGACUUCAUCCUUUGGCCGGGCAGGGAGUGAACCUGGGUUUUGGUGAUGUCAGCUGUUUGUGUAGGACUGUGACGGAAGCUGUCCUGUCUGGGUCUGAUGUGGGUAGCCUGUACUACCUAACACAGUACGAGACGGAGAGACAGAGGGCAGUGAUCCCCGUUGUGUUGACAAUACAUGGUUUACACCACUUGUAUUCAACAGACUUCUCUCCAAUGGUGCUCCUGCGUAGUUUAGGGCUACAGUCUACCAACUCCUUUCAGUUUGUUAAGAACAAAAUAAUUCAACAAGCAUCUUCUUAAAAAGACAGAUGAGGGACUUGAAAGACUUUUAAUAAAUAAAACAAACUUUGAUGGAACACUUCUCAUGCAUAUUAAUUAAUACUGUGUUAAUAAAAUGGAUAAGCUUUA